Molossus molossus (Pallas's mastiff bat) is the source of this 1812-nucleotide messenger RNA. RefSeq names its product arylsulfatase family member K (gene ARSK). NCBI's taxonomy places the organism in Eukaryota, Metazoa, Chordata, Mammalia, Chiroptera, Molossidae. The record is from RefSeq and is a predicted model, not a curated record. The coding region runs from base 97 to 1707 and encodes 536 amino acids. The transcript is spliced from 8 exons.
GGACGCAAGCGGCGAUCUCCGCGAACCCCCCCAUCUCAGAUCGCGGGGAGGAGGCAUGUCCAGCGCCUCCAGGCGGGCUCUCGGCUGCUCCCUGCGAUGCUGCUGCUGUGCGUGUCUGUGGUCGCGGCCUCCGCGCUGGCAGCGCCAGCUCCCGGCACUAGUGGGAAGAGGCCCGGAGCAGCUCAGAUGCCUAACGUGGUGCUGGUUGCGAGCGACUCCUUUGAUGGAAGGCUAACAUUUUAUCCAGGAAAUCAGGUAGUGAAACUUCCUUUUAUCAACUUCAUGAAAGCUCAUGGCACUUCCUUUCUGAAUGCCUACACAAACUCUCCAAUCUGUUGCCCAUCACGUGCAGCAAUGUGGAGUGGCCUCUUCACUCACUUAACAGAAUCUUGGAAUAACUUUAAGGGCCUAGAUCCAAGUUACACAACAUGGAUGGAUAUCAUGGAGAAGCACGGGUACCUAACACAAAAAUUUGGAAAAUUGGACUAUACUUCAGGACAUCAUUCCAUUAGCAAUCGUGUGGAAGCAUGGACAAGAGAUGUUGCGUUUUUACUCAGACAAGAAGGCAGACCUAUGGUUCAUCUUAUCCCUGACAAGACUAAAGUAAGAGUCAUGGAAAAGGACUGGGAGAAUACAGACACAGCAGUAAACUGGUUGAGAAAAGAAGCAAUUAAUUACACUCAACCUUUUGUUCUGUAUUUGGGAUUAAAUUUACCCCACCCUUAUCCUUCACCAUCUUCAGGAGAAAAUUUUGGAUCUUCAACAUUUCAAACAUCUCCUUAUUGGCUUAAAAAAGUGUCUUAUGAUGCCAUCAGAAUCCCAAAGUGGUCGCCUCUAUCAGAAAUGCACCCUAUAGAUUAUUACUCUUCUUAUACAAAAAACUGCACUGGGAAAUUUACAGAAAAAGAAAUUAAGAAUAUUAGAGCAUUUUAUUAUGCUAUGUGUGCUGAGACGGAUGCCAUGCUUGGUGAAAUUAUUUUGGCUCUUCUCCAGUUAGAUCUUCUUGAGAAAACUAUUAUCAUAUACACUUCAGACCAUGGAGAGCUGGCCAUGGAACAUCGUCAGUUUUAUAAAAUGAGUAUGUAUGAAGCUAGUGCCCAUGUUCCACUCUUGAUAAUGGGACCGGGAAUUAAGGCCAACCUACAAGUAUCAAACGUGGUUUCUCUUGUGGAUAUUUACCCUACUAUGCUUGAUAUUGCUGGAAUUCCUCUGCCUCAGAACCUGAGUGGAUACUCUUUGUUGCCAUUAUCAUCAGAAAUGUUCAAGAAUGAACAUAAAUUCAGAAACCUACAUCCACCCUGGAUUCUGAGUGAAUUCCACGGAUGCGAUGUGAAUGCUUCCACCUACAUGCUUCGAACUAACCAGUGGAAGUAUAUAGCCUACUCUGACGGUGCUUCAGUACCUCCUCAACUCUUUGAUAUUUCCUCAGAUCCAGAUGAACUAACAGAUAUUGCUGCAAAAUUUCCAGAAAUUACUUAUUCUUUGGAUCAGAAGCUUCGUUCCAUUAUAAACUACCCUAAAGUUUCUGCUUCUGUCCACCAAUACAAUAAAGAGCAGUUUAUCAAGUGGAAACAAAGCACAGGGCAAAACUAUUCAAACGUUAUAGCAAAUCUUAGGUGGCAUCAAGACUGGCUGAAAGAACCGAGGAGGUAUGAAAGUGCAAUUGAUCAAUGGCUUCAAACCCACACUAGUCCCCCCAAAAUCUGAACAAAAUAAGAAAAUAAUGUUCUGGAGCUAUGUAGAAAUAUGUUAAAAGAUCAUAAUUAAUUAAUUAUGUGUUUUAAAUGUUAGUUUUAAUAAUUACUGAUUUUU